AUGGAUAACUUUUCGCCUCGAGAAGCGUCGACGUAUUUAGUACUGUUAACUCUUACCGGCGCUUUAUGGAAUCGUCCAUUCGUCAAAGGUGAAAAAUGCGGUCCCAAUAUACAAGGUAAGUAAUUAUAGUUACUUUUGAACUUCCUGGUUAAAGACCAUGUAAAUACGAGUAGAUUUUUCUAUAUUUUAAAUAUUUAUGUAUUCGUGCAAUUAUUCAUGUAUGAAUGUGUGUAUGUAUGUAGAAAUCUAUCUAUUUUAUCAAACUAUCUAUUUACAUCUUUAUACAUUAAAAUCCCCUGGAGAGUGACCUAAUCACGAAACAGGCUUGUCGAAGUAAAGCGCAGUCCCUUUGUUUUUUCCAUAACUCAGUUCUUAAAUAAAUAUGAAACAGUACUGUCUGCAGCUAGUUAUAUAUAUAUUCGUUAAAAAGUAGAUGCACGCAGUAUGUAGAUUUCCUAUAAUAGGAACAAUACCUUUUUUCCAUUUCGACAGCAGCUAUUGUACUUUCCUUUUGAAAAUUUUCCCCAUAAUCAGUUCCGCCAACACUUUUGUAACGGAAAAAGCAAAUUUGUCUAUAUUUUAUAUAUCUUCUCGAAAUGCAACGUUUUUCAAAACGGCUGUAUAUAUAAAUAGGGAUAAUCGUUUUAAUCUUAUCCCUCUCGCAGAGAAACCCGUGGUCGAAAUAUCUUCAAGUCCAGAGAGCAACAUUUUCCCAAUUGGUGCCUCCAUAAACCUGACUUGCAAGGCAGAGCCAAGAGCGCAAGAUGAAUUACAAUUGGAUAGAUGGGUCAACUACAUCCGGUGGUAUGAUCCACAGGGUAAUGAAGUUGGAGAAAAGUGCCAGCAACCUGAUCGAAAAAAGCGUGUCAAAAAAAACAGCUGCCCAUUAGUGCUUAAAAAUCUGACAGUUGACAAAUUUGGCAACUACACUUGCCAAUCAGGCAAUGAUUACCCAAAUCACUGCACAAGGAAAUCAUUUAAUAUAGGGAUCCAAGGUAAGCAAAUGAGGCAUAACAUGCCCCUGGUGGACGGUACACAUACUACGUUUUGUUAUGAAAAGAUGGGUGCCGUGCAUUGGGUUUGUUGCGAUGGAAAUAAUUGAAAUCUAAAAAGUCCUCUGAGGUGGACAGAUAAGCAAGUACAAAACAUAGUAGGUAUAGCUUAUCGGUGAAGGAAAGUUCCGCAGAGUUCAUUUUUUCGGCGGUUGGCUAACAGGCCACGAAAAGCGACAAUCAAAAAAGAAAUUCUACGAAUAGAAAACGAAUAACUUAACUGCUUUUGUAAUAAGUGACAAAAAGUGGGUUUACCGCAAAACGAAAAAUUUAAACAGGAGCAUUCACUGCUCUCAUGCACAUUUUACUUAUUGAUAUGAGCAACUGUUUCUCACCCAAACGAUGCGAUUCUAAAUCUGUUCACCAAAAAUAAAUUAACGCUUUGAGAUAAGAAAAAAAAAUAAACUAAUAGUAAGAAAUUGAAAAAAAAAAUGAGGAAGCACCCACUCCGGUAAGGGAGACAAUGCCUUAAAAUGUUCUCUCCGAACACAUGAAUAUGACCAUAAAGGGGUGGUAAGCAAAGUCUAGAUAAAGUCUAGAUGCAACUGAUAUUCCUGUGUUGUAAAUACAAAUACAUAAAAUGCAAAACCAGAUUAUCUCAAUGACAAAAGGGGAUAUUUAUUGCGAUGUGCUUUUUUCUCAGGUGCUGCGCCUAAGUUAAUAGGAGUUCCUCGGAACCAAAGUGCUGAUAUAGGGGCCAAUGUAACUUUCAACUGCACCGCCAUAGGUUUCCCUAAACCAAUCAUAUCAUGGAUCAAGAACAGUGAUUCAUCUGCCUUACAAUCCAACCUGAGUGUAAAAUUCAUUAACGAUUCCAUGGACGAUAAAAGCAUUCAAAGCCAGCUGCUGUUAAUUGUUGGAGUGAAGAUGGAAGAUUUUGGAAAAUAUCAAUGUAAGGCAGAAAGCGUCGUUGGAAAAAAUUUGUCAUUGCCAGCUUUCUUAACACCGAAAGGUUCAGGUGAGACAUGCACAUGCGCAGUGGUGAAUUGAUUUCAGCGGGUUCCUACACUUUGUCUGACUUCUUUUUACAAAUAAUUUCCUUAACGGUAAGUAUUCUUCGAAUCAGUUAUUUCGGAUGCCAAACAAGCUGGCACCGACAUCCCAAAGAACGUCCGUCAAUAAAACAGCUUACAGCGUCACAUGCAUUCAGAUAAAAGCUUCAAUGUUAAUUUUCAGAUGACCAAUCACCUGAGAUUGUUAAGGGCCCAAAGAACCAAAGUGUCCCCAUCGGUUCCGAUGCCAUUUUCAGCUGCACUGUUAAUGGUCUUCCGAGGCCAACCAUCCAUUGGAUAAAGGACGAUGCUUCACAUGCUGUACAAUCUAACACCAGAGCAAGAGUUAUUCAAGGCAACCGAACGAGCCAGCUGAUGAUUACAGGGGUAGAGAUGGAAGAUUAUGGAAAAUAUCGCUGCAUUGCAAAUAAUAGCAUUGGAAGAAGUCAGUCAGAAGUAGCUGUAUUGAGGAGAGGUUAGAUAUAUUAUGAAUUUAGUUAGGGAAAAAACAAAGAGGCUACGCCAUAUUCCGACAAACCUGAUUCGUGAUAUAUACAUAUAUAUAGGAAGUCUGCAAGUCGAUUUUCGCGUGGAACAGUGCUCAAUACGUUGAAGCAGAGCAGAAUAAAUAUUAUGAGAGGAAAAAAGGACGCAACUACAUUUCCCGACAAGUCUGUUUCGUGAAUCGCUUCACUCUUCAGGGGUUUGAAGCCUGAAGAGUGAAGCGAUUCAUGAAACAGGCUUGUCGGGAAAUGUAGUUGCGUCCUUUUUUCCUCUCAUAAUAUUUAUAUAUAUAUAUAUAUAUAUAAAUAUUAUGAGAGGAAAAAACGACGUAACUACAUUUCCCUGUUGCGUCGUUUUUUCCUCUCAUAAUAUUUAUUCUGCUCUGCUUCAAUGUAUUUAGCACUGUUCCACGCGAAAAUCGACUUGCAGACUUCCUAUAUAUAUAUAUAUAUUGAAGUAAAUAGAGAAAUAAGGAUCAAAAUCACGAACACUGGGAUUUAAAAAUCCUUUCUUCCUCUUCUAGACUUCUUUAAUGUUAUUUUCCAUUCUCCUUCGUCCUCUUCCUCUUCAUGCUUUUAUUUUUAAUCAUUAUUAUCAUUAUCAUGAUUAUCAUCAUUGAAAGAUAAUGUUAUUCAGUGAUAGACCUUGCCGUUUAACUAGGGUCUUGCUCGGUAGAGCUUCCGAAGUUCAAAUUUCAAUGUCGUAAAUUUUGACCCCUAUUGAGCUUUUAGAAUUGUUUUUACUUGCUCUAACUUCCAUCUAAAAAGUGAUUCUGGAAAAAAAAAAUUAUGUAUCACAGCAAUUUUAUUUCGUGCAGACACUUAUUUAUAAAAGUUUUCAAUCCGUAUGUUAAUUAUUAGAAUGAUUAUCUUUGUUCCAUCAGGUCGCAAAAAUGGAGAAGAAGCCUCAACAUCUCAGAUGACAUCAAUUGCUGUAUUAUGUGCUUCGGUAGCUGCUUUUAUUUGUUUAAUCACUGUGCUUGUGUGGCAUCGGCUUAGAAAUGGUGGUGAACAGGUAAAUAAUAGGCGACUUCGUUAAUACUGGUGGUAAUAUGAACUCACUCUGUUGGAACUAGGGUCAGUUACGUUUUUGCACCUCGGGAAUAUGGAUCUGCAGUCGUUAUCACAUUCUCACUAAGUGCAAUUGAUCUUUCUGCUCUAUCUCGGAAGGGAAAAGGGUUUUCUUAGAACAUGCGAAGCGUCUCUUGACUCUCGUCGCAUCUCGCCCUGACAAAGAGCGGUAAAUUCCAGUGACCCAUUGGACUCCGGUAUAAGCGAAGUUGUGUAAGGAGGAUUUUCAUCAGUUGACUUUUAAAUGUGUCCAUUUCCUCUUAAAUAAAAAUUUUAUGGUUUUGUUGGGUCAAACGCACACAAUGUCGAGGCUACGGAAAAAACCAUUUCUUUCUCUCCCAAAUUCUUCUUUUCUCCACUUUGGAUCAAUAAAUAUCUUCAGUAGUAGUAUGCUAAUAUUUGAAUUUAUUGUAAGGCUAAGCUUGUGCGGCUCAAUUUUUGGGGCUAAUGAAGCAAUACAAUCAAAGUAGAAAGCUAUAUUUUCCUGCUUAGAUGCCUUAAAAUGAUUAUCAUGAUAAAAGAAUAUAACGUAAGGAUUUAGCUGGAAAUUUAUGCUUCCCUUUCAAACAAGCACUAAUCAAAUAGCAAUAAGAUUGAUGAUCCAGAGUACAAGAGGUUUCAGUGCAACUCACUCAAAUCCCGCAUCAUAAAAGAAACUCAAACAAAGUAUGACUAUGAUUAA
This is a messenger RNA of Pocillopora meandrina, 4300 nucleotides long. Lineage: Eukaryota; Metazoa; Cnidaria; Anthozoa; Scleractinia; Pocilloporidae. The record is from the annotation of a GenBank genome assembly.